Messenger RNA from Peronospora belbahrii, 4206 nucleotides. NCBI's taxonomy places the organism in Eukaryota, Oomycota, Peronosporomycetes, Peronosporales, Peronosporaceae. The record is from the annotation of a GenBank genome assembly.
AUGAUCAAGAGUGAUGGUCAUCAAGAAGGAAGGAAAUGCAUGCUAUUGCUACAGAUUGUUAUGAUGGUACUAGUACUUGGACAUGUGACUGGCAUUUCACGUGGCACUGCAGACUUGUCAUAUGCUGUCAUGCAAGUACCUGAUGUGGUUGUUGCUGGUGGACUUGAUGGACGUGUGUAUGCAGUCAAUGCCUGGUCAGGACAAGUUUUGUGGUCAUUUGACUCGGGUGGUCCUAUGGUGGACUCGUCCCAGUGUUUGGGUGUGAAUCCAGCUACAUCAUCGGAUAUGCCACCGACUUAUCAGUCACCAGCUGCAAGGCCACAUAAAGAAACAAAUGAAGACGUGGGUGUCGAUGGAAACGUCUACGUAUUAAAAACUCGUCCAGAUGAUAAGAAAGUUGAAGACCGCUCGAUCAUGCAGCAACAGAUGGCGGCAGCGCGAGCUGUUGCUGCUAGCACAGCUUUUAUGUCACAAUUGGUACCAUCGUACGAUGGCAGAUUGUAUCACUUUUCAAAAAGUAAGGUGAAGGAGCUGGGGAUGACAAUGGCUGAUAUUGUUAAUCUCAACGGUCCUGUACGCGUAGCGGUGGACACUAGCGGCGAAUCUACUGUGGACUCAUCGGCUGCGGACAUUUUACUUUUUGGUGAGAAGAAGGUCGAGAUGUUUACGUUGAAUGCAGCAAGUGGCCUCCGUCGUCCUUAUUCUUCGUCUGCAGGAUCGACUAGUGAGAUUCUCUUUGGCCGUUCGGAAUUUAUGACUCGAGCUGUUCAUUUUCGCAAUGCUUCGUCUGCCCGGUGUUUUAAGAUUUCGGAGUUCUUUUUGGAAUUCACGCGCCAGGCGCACUGCUCGGUCGGUGACGGUGGUCGUAAUAUGGUUCCAGAUAUUUUCGUGAUGCCCAAGGACCCUAAUUCUGCUCUGGUGGAUGAGGGUUCUACUAUUGUUGCAUUUGACCCUUGGACAGGUAAGCAAUUAUGGGAAUUUGAAGUCCCUAAUUUUGACGUACUUGCCGUAUAUGGAGUAUCGACGAUGCGUGGGUCAACGUUUUACAAGUGGAAGGUGGACGGCCCCUCCUCAAAGGCAUCAAAGCGUGUUUGCUCCCCAUCUCGAGUAGCUACGGAUGAUUCGCACCGUCGUCAACACUGGAUCGAUGCCAGCAGCUCGCAACAGUCAGGGAAUGAUGAAGACGAAAAGUUAGAAGGGGAAGAUUCGAAGGUAGACCAGCAACUGGUACGUGUAGUUCCGCAUACGUGGAGCGCGAUGGAAUCGCGUUUUCGGCUACGUCUGAUGGGAGAUCACUAUUUUCUUGAAUCCACUGAGGAUGGUGGUGUGGCGUUGAAUGAUAAUGAUGCGCGGAUCGCUUACGAUUCGCCCACGUUCCACGGCCGACAAGAUGACGACGUGCACGACUAUCACGACGAUACGGGGUCGCGGAGCCGUCGCCAAAUCUUGUGGGAGCCAAUUGUCAACGAUGGCAAGCAAGCGUGGGGAUGUUACGUCAAAGGGCUGUCAGCUUCAUUAGCUCAAUCGGCUAUCAAAACUAUGGAUCAGAGCCAGUUCUUUACGUCUCAUGUACAUCGACUCAUCAUUCAGCGUCCAGGAGAGGAAAACAUUACCAUAUCAAGUGUAAUUAGUCGCUCACUAAUGAGGAUGAACGCUUUGAGUGUGGAUGGCCAGCUGCCACUGCUGGAAAAUGGCGCACCUGUAAUCGCUCUGUCGACGGACAUUGGCGCGAAUGCUGGCACUGCAACUGAAGCAAUGGUAAUGGAAAAGUUCUCUCGCCUUGCUGUUAAUGAAGCUGCGUCGAUCCUUCUUAAUGGUGGACGUAUUGUUGGAAAGCAAAAUCUGCUUCAAGAUGACCCAGACGCAGACUCUGGUGUAACUACAUCUACGUCCUCUGCGUCAUCGUUGACCGACAUGAUUCCCAGAUGCGUGUCGACGUCGUCUCCCUCAAUCGAGAUUUCCAGGCAGGGAUCUGCACUUAUGGGCAGAAGACUGUCGCUUUUGUACGUUGAGGACAAGGAGUCAACUGAAGUAGACGUUUCUGACGUUUACGAAGCACUGCUGCCUGUGAGAGAAGAGGAUGCAGAGUAUUUAUCCCCGACUACGGACCAUAUGUUUGAGAAUGAGCGCUUUGAGCUGGCAGAUUUCGAUGAUAAUAUCUUCUACGAAGGUAAUGACUCUGCGGCAACUAUGAACGGCGCAAAGUCAAUGAGUUCGUCUGGAGAAUCAACAAUGGGAAGCUGCUGUAGCAACAGUGACAGUGAUAGCAGCCACGGUGUAAACAAGUUGCAUGGUGAUCAUGAUAUGCAGUCUACGCAGGAAGAUGAAACUACGGAUGAGAAGUCUAUGGAGGAGAAGUCAAGUGCUCGAGACUCGUCUGGAUCAUCCUCGUCUGAAUCAGGCAGCUCUCCGAACGAUGCCGAGGUUCUUUUUCCGUUUGUGUGUCAAAGCCGUUUUGUGAACGAGUUUGAAGAGCUGUCAGCAAUUGGCAAGGGUGGCUUUGGUCAAGUUAUGCUCGCUGAAAAUCGCUUAGAUGGACGCGAAUAUGCAAUCAAGCGAGUUGGAUUGAACUUGAAACACCAGACAUCCAAGACUUUGCAGAAGUUUUUACGUGAAGUAAAGAUUCUUGCGCUGUUGGACCACCCUAACAUUGUUCGGUACUAUCAAGCAUGGCUGGAAAAGGUUGAGGAAAGCGCAAAAGCAAUUUUAAUAGCGCCUUCAUCGGUUGUCUCCGACACGAGCUCAGUAGGUGGUCUCGCCGAUGCUAAAAAUUAUUCGACAAGCAAUCUUCUUGCACCAAUCUCGGAACUCGAGUUUUCAGGGAAUCAACGCCAGCUCGAGAGGUUUUACAGCGACGGAGGCGUCGUGAGCGACUAUGACAACGAUGAUGGCUUUGAUUGGGAACGCGGAUCGUCUUCUGGCAUCGAAGAUGAUAAUGGGUGGAAAGAAGAGGAUUUGGUUGUGCAAAACAAACCGCGGACAAGUAAGCUGCCUUUUCGUGGGUCUUCAUCCGACUCACCGGCUGCUCAUCACGUCGAUGAAGAUUCUUCGCUAAGUGCGGCAGAAAAAUGUGAUCACUGGCUGUACAUCCAGAUGCAGUACUGUGCUGGCCGCAAUUUGGCGGACUAUCUGGCUGUUCCGACUCGGCCAAUGGAACUGUCGAGAAUGCUCAAGAUUUUUGUGCAGAUUGCAAGUGCACUGAUGCACGUACAUUCUUGUGGACUGAUUCAUCGUGAUUUGAAGCCAGCAAAUAUUUUCGUUGCUGACGUAGAGAGAGACGAGAUUAAACUAGGGGAUUUCGGUCUCUCGCGUUAUGCUGCAAACGUGAACAACCUGAAUGCGCCGACAAGUCUAGACGAUCCUGCCCAGCAAGGUCCUGCUUCAAGUGGACUUCUGGAAACUCAUUUGUCAACGUCGAUGUGGUCCAAUAUGUCAGAGAGCAAUGAGGUUACGGCAGGUGUUGGCACGUAUCUCUAUGCAAGCCCAGAGCAAGUAGCGGGGAAAAAGUACAACGCGAAGACGGACAUUUACUCAUUGGGGAUGAUUCUCUUUGAGCUGUGCCACGAGCGCUUUGGAACGACAAUGGAGCGAUAUAUUACGCUUCGUAAUGCUCGAGACAGCAAUUUUCCGACUGAUCUUCGUGCUGCAAAGCGAUGUCCUGAAAUCUUGGACAUGCUUCGCAAGUUAUUAAGCCACGACCCGACGGCACGGCCAACAGCUAAUGAAGUUGUGCAGUGGGGACAGAUGAUGUAUGAAACGAGCCUUGCUCAGAAAGCUAUGGAUGUUGUACGCUCACCGCGUAAUCUCGAGCGAACUCGGUCUGCAACUGGUGCAUAUCCGUUUGUGCCGGGUAUUGAUCAUCUUAUGGCUGGUGCUCUUGAUGCAGUUACGCCGACAUUUUCAUUAAAAGUAGAGGCUGCAAUGGAACAUUGCAGUGGUGAAGACGGUGGCGAGCGUCGUUUGCCAAACCAUGACUUAUUGAAGCAAGUAUGUGACGUGAUAGCUGGCGUGGAAAAUGGGAUGGUCGAGAUCAAGAAAUGUGGACUGCAUAUGGAGAGCGAAGGCGUGACAAUAUUGGAGUUUGAACUUGAUCCGCAGAAUGCGCUUGUACAUGCACCUGAUAGUGACGUCGAAAGUUCUGUGAUAAUGGCUAUUGAAGCACUGGCUGGAGUCCAGAUCGUGCAUCGUGUGAGCAGAAUUGACUGA